Manihot esculenta (cassava) is the source of this 1368-nucleotide messenger RNA. Its product is annotated as L10-interacting MYB domain-containing protein. The record is from RefSeq and is a predicted model, not a curated record. Lineage: Eukaryota; Viridiplantae; Streptophyta; Magnoliopsida; Malpighiales; Euphorbiaceae. Bases 144 to 1103 code for a protein of 319 amino acids. The transcript is spliced from 3 exons.
AAAAAAAAAAAACAUAAAAAAAAUGCUUGAAAUCGAAGGGUGUCUGUGUUCCUAUUUGUGCAUAGCCUUACCAACAAAUUAGCCGAUACUCAUUUGUCACCCAACCCUAAAGAGUGUACAAGGGAUUUCUCCUGAGAGUUUAGAUGGCAAGCCGAGUUACGCGGUCGAGGCAACAAAUAACUCAGCAGCCAGAACCACAAUCGCGGGCUAGGUGGACAAAUGGCCUAACUAAGAUAUUUGCAGACUUGAUGGUUGAGCAGGUUCAGAAAGGGAAUAAAAUAAACAACAAUUCUUUUAGUAAGAAAGCAUGGAAUAUAAUGUCUGAUGAGUUUUAUCAGAAGACUGGCUUGAAAUGGGAUAAGGAGCAGCUCAAGAACAGAUAUGCAGUUAUGAGGAGGCAACACGCCAUUGUAAAGUCACUUCUUAGUCGAAGUGAAUUCGGUUUGGAUGCAUCUACUGGGAACAUUAUUGCCAGCAACCAAGCUUGGAAUGAUUACAUAAAGGGACAUCCUGAUGCUGAGCCUAUAAGAGGCAGUGGGUGCCCAAUCUACAAACAGCUCGGUGUGAUAUUCUCUGAGCCAUUAACCAAUGGAAAUCAUGACCAGCCUGCUGAACAAGAGGAAGAGGUUCCUUCAUCAGUCCCCCUUAAGGAGACUUUGAACGCUGUCCAACAGGAAGAAUCCCCUUCAGAAUCUGAGGAUGAGGAUGAUGUGGCAGACAAUCAAGAAAUGGUUCAACCUGCCACACAUGUUGCAACUACUACAAUGCACAGUACUAGUACAACUACUGGUGCAGAGAAUAUAACUGCUGGUAAUCGUAAACGAGGUCGCAAGGGGAUUGAUGAUGCUAUUGCAGGGGCUAUAUUGCACAUGGCAGCUGCAUCAAGGCUAAGGACAGCUGCCAUAAAGCGAAUUAGUGAGAGAUACAGUGUAGCUGAUUGCGUUAAGGAAUUGGAUGCAAUGCAAGGUGUGGAAGAAGGAGUCUAUUUUGCUGCUCUGGAUUUGUUUGACAACCCUAAUGCAAGGGAGAUCUUCUUGUCUCUAAAAGGUGAAAAGCGGAUGAUUUGGUUGCUUUGCAAGUGUAAUGCUAGCCAAGUAUCAUAAGUUGAAAAUAGGAAUUAUCAUGCGCACAGUUUAUAGGCAUGACAAGAAACAAAUUUCCUCUUUGACUUGUUAAGCUCAGUUUUGUUUUGAAUCAACUUGUUGAUGUGGAUUUUAUGUUCACAUCAACCGACUGCACAAGAAUGGUCACCAUGCACGAGAUACCUACUGGCAUUUUGCUUGACACAAAAAUUCGUCUGAGCUAAAAAUGCAGCUGUUGAAACAAUUUAUGAAGUAUAUAAAUAAAGGAUCUUCUACUUAUUUUCAA